GCUCAGGGCUGGGCGGGGGUCGUGGCGGGCACCCGAAAAACCACACCGGGUUUCCUGGCGGAGAAAUACGUGCUGGGGGUGGGGGGUGCGGACCCCCACCGGGGAGGUUUGGGGGACCUCAUCCUGCUCAAGAACAAUCACCGAGCGCUGGCGGCGGCAGCGGGGGGGCUCGAGCAGUUUGGGAGGGAAAUUGGAGGGAUUGGGCAUCGAUCUGGGGCUCCCCCUGACCCCCCUGUUCCCCAGAUGAUUUUGGGGGUGCGCCGGGCCGGGGGCUUCACCCGCUGGUUGGAGGUCGAGUGCUCGAGGGUGGAGGAGGCGCUGGCGGCUGCGGGGGCUGGGGCUGACAUCAUCCUGCUGGACAACCUGGCCCCACAGGAGCUGCACACGGCGGCGGCGCAGGUCAAGGCUGCACACCCCGGGGUGAUGGUGGAGGCCAGUGGGGGCAUCGUUUUGGAGACCCUCCCCCAGUUCUUGGGGCCCCACAUUGAUGUGGUGUCCAUGGGGUGUCUGACCCACAGUGCCCCGCCCUGGACUUUGCACUGCGGGUGCUGGAACCCUAAAAUCCAUCCCAGGACCCUGAAAACCCACCCUAUAACCCCCAAAAUCCAACCUGGGACCUACAAAAACCUACUCCAGAACCCCAAAACCCAACCUGAGAUGCCCAAAUCAAUCCCAGGGAGAACGAAACUCACUGUGAAACUCCAAAAUCCACCCUGGGAAUCCUCACACCCCAAAGGUCCCUCUGCCGAGGGAACUGUAAAAUCUGGCACUGAGUCUUCCCAUCUGCCAGAGGCACCAAUGCCUGAGACCUCCCCGCAUUCUGGGACUCCAAAAUCCAUCUUGGGACCCACAAAAUCUAUUUUGGACCCCAAAAUCUAUCUUGGAACCCUUAAAUCAAUUCUGGGAUCCCAAAAAUCCACCCUGGGCCCCUCCAAAACCUACCCUGGGACCCCCAAAUCUCCCCUCAGACCCCACAAAGCCCACCCUGGGGAUCCCAAAUCUCCAUCCUGGGGUCCUCCCACUCACCUCCCCCCUCUAAGGUGGACCCAAAAUUCCAUCCUGAGGUGUCCCCUUCCCCCUUUUCUCUUUGUACCCCCAAAUAAACCCCUGCCUCACUCCCCCAUGUCCCUCCAGUUUUUUCAGGGUGCCACCCUCAAAACCCUCAAGUUUUGCACUUGAUGGAAAACCAGCCACUUUAUAACCAACAAAAGGGGGGGUUUGUGACCACUGACCUGUUGAGCCCCUACUCCAAACCAGUGUCAGUUCUGCUGCUCUGUCUGGGCCUUUUGCAAGGAACUCCCAUCUCCUCCCAGAGUAACUGGAAUGAAAAAUAAAAAUUCUUUGCCUUGCUGUGGGAAUUUGCACCUGGGGAAUGAGCCCAUAGUUGGGACAAAAGUUUAAAGGGCUCAGACCCAGUUGAGGGGUCCCAGAUCUCACUUCAAGGGUCCCACACCCAGCUGGAGAAUCCCAAACCCCUCUUUGAGGGCCACAAACUCCAGG
Passer domesticus (house sparrow) is the source of this 1500-nucleotide messenger RNA. RefSeq lists its product as uncharacterized. Lineage: Eukaryota; Metazoa; Chordata; Aves; Passeriformes; Passeridae. The record is from RefSeq and is a predicted model, not a curated record. Gene Ontology annotation, biological process: NAD+ biosynthetic process; quinolinate catabolic process. Gene Ontology annotation, molecular function: nicotinate-nucleotide diphosphorylase (carboxylating) activity. Gene Ontology annotation, cellular component: cytoplasm.